Saimiri boliviensis boliviensis (Bolivian squirrel monkey) is the source of this 1220-nucleotide messenger RNA. The record is from RefSeq and is a predicted model, not a curated record. Lineage: Eukaryota; Metazoa; Chordata; Mammalia; Primates; Cebidae.
CCACGUGGCUGGGAUCACAGUCAGAAUGCAGGCUGAGGAAUGGAAGCGCUCCCCAGGCCGGGCUUUGGCUUGGUUGAAGAAUCGCCUGCCUGGUUAUUAGCCUACCUGGAACUACUCAGGGGUGGUGGUGCUGCUGCUGCCUGGGGGAGACGAGCCCCGGACGUGGCCUGGGUGAGCAGCUACCUGGUGGAGAAGCUGCUGUGGCCGCUCCGAGAGCUGGCCAGGGCCAACGUGCUGGCCGAGUUCUACCAGCUCAGACACCACCUGCUACAAGGUCCCCGGGAAAGUGAGUCCUGCCCCGGGCUGUGCUGCCCUCCUCCCUGGGAGCCCCCUGCCCUGUGGGCACAGCAGCAGGGUCAUGCAGGGGCAGGUACUGUGGGGGCAUCACAGUGCCGGGCGCAGAGCUUACUGGACUUCCCAGGUCCUGUGGGACUAGGGCUGAGGCUGCACAUCCUGCUUUUGUCCAGAAUACAAGGCCUGGCCCAGCCGAGGAGUAUGGUGGGUGGUUUAGGGCUUCAGGCCCGCUCCCUCCCUGUGGGCUCUGCUGGAGCAGCAGGCAGACCUCCCAUUACCGCUGGAAGGGCACUAAUUGAGUUCAGACUCACAGGUCAGGGGCGAUCUGGUGCUGGGAUGACGGGCUCUGGGCUCCCGGGGAGCUUGCGUGUGGCUCAGGUGAGUCUGCUAACCUCUGGACUCGGCUUCCUCCACUGUCAAAUGCAGGUAACCACGUGGCUCGCUCACAGGGGUAAGGGGCAUGUACGGUUCUUAAUGCACGAGGGAGCCCCUCAUGUCCGUGGGGGAGCCACAGUACCCAGGCCUGGCAGUGUGGUUUAUCAGUGUGUGACUCACAUGGGGGACUAGGGCUCCCUAGAAGCGUGGGUGCAGUCAUGUCUAAGCAGCACGCUGAUGCUGUGGAAAACAGCCUGGUCUUCAAGUUGUGUGUGUGUGACCGUGGGCUGCUUUGUGCCCCUCAGUUCUGAUAGCUGACCACGCGACUGGUAGUGCCUCCCACAGGACGCUGGCCCUGGCCAACAGGUGUCUCGCUGUGCACAGUGGAUGGUGCUUUCCCGCCACGGGCAGGAGCACCCCCAAGGCACAACUCAGGGGCCACGCUGGCUGGACUGGUCACACCUGCUCCUUCACAGGCCAUCUCUUCCCGACCCUGAAGAGGGCAGGUCUGCAGGACGCCGCUGUCAUGUUUUUUUUUUUUUGAGACUGGG